Messenger RNA from Scylla paramamosain (green mud crab), 1920 nucleotides. RefSeq lists its product as uncharacterized. Gene Ontology annotation, cellular component: membrane. Gene Ontology annotation, molecular function: ligand-gated monoatomic ion channel activity. Lineage: Eukaryota; Metazoa; Arthropoda; Malacostraca; Decapoda; Portunidae. The record is from RefSeq and is a predicted model, not a curated record. The coding region runs from base 1 to 1905 and encodes 634 amino acids. The transcript is spliced from 12 exons.
AUGCGAGCGGGCGUGGCGCUACUGCUGGCCGCCGGCGUGCUCUCUGCGACCUUCACGGCUCUGCCUCAGAUGGAGGGACUGCCAGCGGUGGAGGCAGUGGCGCCAAUCCUCACAACAGACUCGCCGUGUGACCACACCGCCGCGUUCUUGACUCACACGAAACAGGAGGGCGAGGCAGUGCGGGCUCCGAGGGGCGUGGUUGUCUUGCAGGUGCAGGAUGACAAAGGAAAUACAACGGAGACUCAACUGACGGUGGUGGUUGACCAAAUACGUAAGAUGGGAGAGGCGUGGCACUGCCUGGUGGUGGUGGUGGUGAGCGAUGACCCAGCUUUCCUCGCUGCCUUCGCUCACCUGUCACUCAGGCGUCACGCCCUCAGGUGGUCCACGAGGAUCCUUGUUCUCACUCACCUCCCUCUCAGCCACCUUGGCGGCCUGCACGGCCUUCUCUCCAACAGAAACGCCAUGCUGCUCCUCAUAAAUGUGGACAUGACACAUAAAAGUCGUGUUUACGUGUGGCUGCCGUACAGCAGCAAGCCCGUGGAAGUGGCCACCUGGACGCCGCACGGGAGACUGACUCUCGCCCCCGACGUGGCACUCUUCCCUGACAAAUUUUCUGUGUUCAGCUCAGCCCCGGCCCUCACGGCGGCCAUCGAGGUGCUGCCUCACAACAGGAUAUCGUGGCUGGAGGACCCAGACGUACCUAGCGGUCGUCGCCUGCUUUAUUCGGGAUACGUGGACAACAUCGUGAGGCACUUCGCCAAGGCGCUCAACUUCACGUACAGAUACGUGCUGUCCCCAGAGAGAACGUUCGGCACCAGGCUGCCUGACGGGUCCUGGACGGGCCUGAUGGGCAUGGUGGUGCGGGAGGAGGUGGACUUCUCACCCGGGCCCUUCAUCAACAGUCUGGUGAGAAGCCAAGCGGCAGAUCACACAACGGCAUUUUAUAUUGGAAAUGUUAGAAUAAUAGCCGGUUUGACUGGACUGGAGGUGGAUCCGUGGGGGUUUGUGUUGCCCCUCACGGCCCUGGUGUGGGUGGCCACGCUGACGGCGCUACUGGGAGUGAUCACCCUUCUAUACCUGAUUUCUUCCAUUCUGCCCAGCAAUAUGAUGAGCGCCAACACCUUCAGCCCUGUGCGCGUCCUCCUGCAGCAAGACGUGGUGUGGCCCGCGGAGUGGUGGUGGUGGGAGCGUCUGGUGCUGGGACUGUGGAUGCUGACGACGCUGGUGCUGACCAAGAGCUAUGCCGGCAACCUCAUGUCCCUGCUGGCCGUGAGAUACGUGCCGCAGCCCUUCCAGACUCUGAGGGACGUCCUGGACCACCCGAGCGUGGUCAUGAUAUGGCAAAAAUUGUCCAGUUACGAACAAUAUAUCAGGGAGGCGCGGUCUGGCGUGUAUCACGAGGUGGCUCAGCUGGAGGAUAACGGUCGCCUCAAGUUCCACACCCAGUCACAGAUCAGAGGAAGCUUGGACACGCUGGUGAGGGCCGGGCAUCACGUGGUCAUCGACGUGGACAUCAGCCUCAGGAGCCGCAUAGCCUUGGACUUCUCUGAGAAAGGCCAUUGUGACUUCUACAUAUCACGGGACGGAUUCCUCCCUUAUUCGGCCGUCAUGAUGAGCCAGAAGACCAACCCUCUCAUCCACGGCUUCAACAAGAGGUUCCUGUCCAUCAUCGAGCAGGGUUUGAUAUCAUACUGGAUGGAGAACGUCCCGAACAUCAGUGAGUGUGAGAAUGUCCCCAAGAAGAAGCUGCUGACCUCGUCCAUCUCUAUUCGCAACAUCUGGGUGAGACUGAAACACGUGUUACGCAUGUUUACAGGCUACACACAGACAGACAGACAGACAGACAGACAGACAGAUUGCAAGAACAAGAGAUUAGGUAACAGUAACUUAAUAUAUCGCAAUUAACGCUGUAAACAUGAU